Podospora pseudopauciseta is the source of this 1237-nucleotide messenger RNA. RefSeq lists its product as uncharacterized. Gene Ontology annotation, molecular function: pyruvate transmembrane transporter activity. The record is from RefSeq and is a predicted model, not a curated record. The transcript is spliced from 3 exons. Gene Ontology annotation, cellular component: mitochondrial inner membrane. Lineage: Eukaryota; Fungi; Ascomycota; Sordariomycetes; Sordariales; Podosporaceae. The coding region runs from base 420 to 911 and encodes 163 amino acids. Gene Ontology annotation, biological process: pyruvate import into mitochondria.
AGCGAGAGCCUUGUUCGCAUCGCUGUCCAGCUCACCACCGGAGGUUCAACUUGCGAAGCUGUCUUUGGGCAAGAGUCACGAGGGAUUGAAUUAUCUCUCUUCGUCCUAUUACGUCCAGUCCGUGCUCCCCAUAUGUCAACUUGUCUUGCCUCCAAUCCAUCGUAGAUUUUCCUUAACUAACAACUGACAUAAGAAAAAUCCCUGGGUUCAAAAUAAAUUCCAUCUCUCCCGCCCGCCGGUGACCGGAGUCCACAUCCUACACCUCUUUGAAUUGAUUCCGUCCCCCGACGACCUCCCGACCCCACCGAACCUUAAUACUUCCCAACCCCCGUCAUCACCACCCCUGACGACGAGCACCUUUCCCACCCCCGACCUCACCUCCGUUGAUUGUUUGCGCAAUUAGCAAUACCGUCGUCAAAAUGUCCACCAUCUUCCGCGCCUCCCGCCCAGCCUUCCGCGCCCGCACCUUCUUCCAGCAAAACGCCUCCAAGACCACCCGCCGCUUCCAGUCUACCGAGUCCACGGCCAAUGCCGCGCCAGAGUCAUGGAUGCAGCAGUUCUGGAAGAGCGAGAAGGGUCCCAAGACUGUGCACUUUUGGGCACCAAUGAUGAAAUGGGGCCUCGUCCUCGUCGGCAUCUCAGACUUUGCCCGCCCCGCCGAGUCCCUCUCCCUGACCCAAAACGCCGCCCUCACGACCACCGGCAUCAUCUGGACGAGAUGGUGCUUGAUCAUCAAGCCCAAGAACUACCUCCUCGCCGCAGUCAACUUUUUCCUCGGAUGCGUCGGCGUGAUCCAGUGCAGCCGCAUCUUCCUCCACCACCAGGCCCAGAAGAAGCUCGCGGAGGAGGUCGGCGAGGCCAAGGAGGCGGUCAAGGAGGCCAAGGAGGCUAUUAAGCACAAGUCUUCAUAGAGGAAGGAGCGAGGCGUGCUGCAGGAGGGGGAUAUGGAGAAGCUUUUGGUUGUAUGGGGGGCAGUGUGAAAACGCGUGCACUAAUAGCAAGUGUGUGUGUGUAACAAACGAUGGUCUCUUUGUUCAUUUUUUCGGCGUGGGAGGAAGAUGUGAGGAAAUUGUAUCUGUACAAUUACCCAUAAAACGUGGAAGAUGGUGGUGUGUGGUUGGUUGGUCGGUGGUGGGCGAGAAAGAACGGAGGGAAAAGCGGAAAAGGGAAGCACGGUAGGGGGAAUGGAGUUUAUACUGAACUUGCAAUUUACAUUUGACUUUUUUGAUGGAUGACU